Messenger RNA from Cylicostephanus goldi, 686 nucleotides. The record is from the annotation of a GenBank genome assembly. NCBI's taxonomy places the organism in Eukaryota, Metazoa, Nematoda, Chromadorea, Rhabditida, Strongylidae.
AUGACGCAACUCCUCGAUCACCAUGCUACAAAAGCCCAAGGCAUAGAAGUGGAGCAAGUGGCUGAUUUCGCACGAGUGGUCACUUACUUUUCGGAGCCAUUCAUGAAAAAACUGCUAGUACCACCAAACGAUUCUAACUAUGUGGCGGAGUUGCUAAAGUUACACGAAGUUCUUUUGAAGAAGUUGGGUGCUAUGAGCUGUCAAAUUGAUCUCUUUGUGGAGCUUGCAAAGCAAAAGGAGAAUCUUGAUCAUCUGGUCUCAGAAAAGUUGCGCUUCAAUGACAUAUAUGGUGAUCAGUUGAAAAUUGCUGACCAGAUAAGAGAGCGCAUAGUAAACGAGAAACUGCGGCGCUCCAUGGUGUUGGGAUAUGAGGAGGCCAAGUAUGGAUAUAAUCCAUACAGAGUUUGCAAGAUAGUCAGUGCAAAGCGCUUCCCUCGAUCUAGUCAUCCGGGCAAUGUAGUACAGAUAUACUAUUGCGAGGUGACUGAUCCCGUUGCUUACGAAGAGUCAAUGAUGCCGCUGAGAAAAGCAACUGCUAAAAACAGACCAUUGCUGAACGAUACUGCUUGGCGUGUUGCUGAAGUGUUCGCCAAAGACAAGAUGUACGACAAGAAAUUAGAAUCACUGCGAGGAAAGGCUCCGCUGGGACCUCAGAUGCCGCGGAAAUACCCGCUGGACAGGUAAUU